Molecule: messenger RNA, 1836 nt
Organism: Drosophila obscura
Lineage: Eukaryota; Metazoa; Arthropoda; Insecta; Diptera; Drosophilidae
Product: keratin, type I cytoskeletal 9-like
Exons: 2
Coding region: 1-1836 (611 amino acids)
Source: RefSeq, a predicted model, not a curated record
AUGAGGCAGCAUAUGGCGAGAUACCUGGCGGAGCAACGGAGCUUGAUGCGACGGGGAUAUUAUGCCUCGGUGUCCCGGAGCCAGCGACGAGCGAAUCGGCUCUCGCAGGAUGGCGAAGGACAACGGAGGGAGGCGUCCCCUGAGCUGCAGCUCCUUGCGUCCCCACUGAUCCCAUCGGAAGGGUCAGUGGGAGCCACGGUGUCGCCGCUGGUGUCUCCUGGGGCCAGCGAAGCCGACAGCGACGUGGUGGUGACAAGCUGGGAGCCCGGCCCCAAGAAGGCGCGACCAGUAGCGAGGCGGCCAGCGAAGCGGCCAGCGAAGCGGCCCUCAGCAGAGGCGGAGGCGCGACCAGUGGCGAGGCGGCCAGCGAAGCGGCCCUCAGCAGAGGCGGAGGCGCGACCAGUGGCGAGUCGGCCAGCGAAGCAGCCCUCAGCAGAAGCGGAGGAGCGACCGACGGUGGCACGGCCACCGGCAGACGCCGAGGAGCGGGAGGCCGAGGAGAAGCGGGUCGCGGAGUGGCGGCGGCGGAUCGCGCUGGAAGCAGCAAAGGAGGCGCUGCGACAGCAGCGGGUCUGGGAGGACGCGCGGGCGCUGGCAAAGAGGCUGAAGGCCACGCAGGAGGCGGAGCAGGCGGCCGAGGAGGCCAAGGAAAAGGCCCGGCAGGAGGCGGAGGAGCACCACCGGAAGUGUGUGCUGGAAAAGGUGGCGGCCGAAUUGCGAGAGAGCGAGCGACGGAGGGCAGAGGAGAAGAGCCGCGAGGAAGAGGCAAGGCGGUGCACAGAGGAGGAGGAGGGUCGGUGGCAGUCGUCCCCUCCGACGCCGGGACCCGAGAGCCGAGGCCCGGCCACGGCAGAAGAAGAGUGGCAGGAGCGGCUACGUCGGGCGGAAGAGGAGGAGGAGGGCCUGUGGCAGCCUUCCCCUACAACGCCGGAGCCCGAAGACCGUGGCCAGGCCGAGCCGGAGGAGGAGGAGGAGCUGUGGCAGCGACGACCGCGGACCGAGGAGGAGGCGAGGUUUCCCGAAGGAGGAAGGGGGCCCCAAGCCUCGUCCCAGCAACAGCGGCCGGGAGCGGACGCCUCGUGGCAGCAGCAGCAACACCAGUGGCAGGGACCACAAGGCGCGGUGAUCGGGCCGUACGUAACGCAGGAGGUGCGGACGGCGGUCCGGGGAGGAAUGAAGCGCGGGUCUGGAGGAGACGCCAGUCCGACGGAGCAAUGGCCGCGACCCAAGGGGGCGGUCGGCGGCAGCGGAGCCAGCAGCGGAACCGGCAGCGGCGAGCACGACGACAGAGUCGGCGGCGGCAGCGGAGCCAGCAGCGGAACCGGCAGCGGCGAGCGCGACGACAGAGACGGCGGCGGCAGCGGAGCCCAAUGUGGAACCAGCAACGCCGGGCGCGACGGCAAAGUCGGCGGCGGCAGCGGAGCCGGCAGUGGAACCAGCAACGCAAAACGCGGCGGCAAAGUCGGCGGCGGCAGCGGAGCCCGCGGGGGAACCGAAGGAGGCCACGGCGGUAGCAGAGCCAGCAGCGGAACCAGCAACGGCGAGCGCAGCGGCAAACGCGACGGCGAAGUCGGCGGCGGCAGCGGAGCCCACGAUGGAACCAGCAGAGGCGACGGCGGCAGAGGAGCCAACGACGCCAAGCGCGACGGCAGCGGAACCAGCAGCGCCGGGCGCAGCGGCAGAGUCGGCGGCGGCAGAGACAGCGGAGCCAGCAACGGCGAGCGCAGCGGCAGAGGCGAUGGCGGCAGCGGAGCCAGCGACGGCAAGCGCAGCGACGACGGCAGCGAAGGCGGCAGCGGAGCCAGCCGCGAGCACGGCGGGAGUUUGCUCACCUGA